AUAUCCCCUUUAUCAAAUCGUACUUCUGUUCCUUUUUUACCAACCUCUAAAAUUACUUUUAAAACACCUUUAAUUUCAAAUAAUUAUGAAGUCUCUAAUACACAUUUAUUUAAAAAAUUUAAAAAAUCCAAAGUAUCAAUUCAAAAAGAAAUUAAUAUAACCGAUUUUGAAAAAAAUAAUCCAGAAAAAUUCGAAGAUAAUUAUCCUAAAGUUAAUAUAACACGUUAUAAGGGGAAGCGAGCAUAUUAUUAUCAAUACAAUAUUUUGAAUUUAGGAAGCUAUCCAACAAAUGUUCAACGUACACAAAGAAGUAGAUAUCGUAUUCCAAAUGGUUACUGUGUUCAAGCUUAUCUUUAUGAACGAGAUGUCAUAUGUUCAAUCAAUUAUGAAUAUAAUGGAAAG
Messenger RNA from Diversispora eburnea, 402 nucleotides. Lineage: Eukaryota; Fungi; Glomeromycota; Glomeromycetes; Diversisporales; Diversisporaceae. The record is from the annotation of a GenBank genome assembly.